Messenger RNA from Stegostoma tigrinum, 4545 nucleotides. Its product is annotated as eIF-2-alpha kinase GCN2-like. The record is from RefSeq and is a predicted model, not a curated record. The transcript has 25 exons. Bases 278 to 3049 code for a protein of 923 amino acids. Gene Ontology annotation, biological process: protein phosphorylation. NCBI's taxonomy places the organism in Eukaryota, Metazoa, Chordata, Chondrichthyes, Orectolobiformes, Stegostomatidae. Gene Ontology annotation, molecular function: ATP binding; protein kinase activity.
CGGAGCUGUCAAUCACAACCCCAGUUGCUGGCCAGAAGGUUGGCAAAGCGCGAAUUUAAAGGGACUCCCGCGUUGCUGCAGGAUUUGUUCGUUACGAACGGCAUGGUGUUAUCUCCAACUCCUAUUGCAGUUGUCCAUGGAAGCAAAUUAAGGAGUUGAGAUGGACCAGAACUUCUGAAGAAAAACACGUAUAAAUAUAUCAGGAAUCUAGAUUUUGCAGAUGGCUAAUUGAGGCAACUCAUCACUGACGUUGGGUGAAGAAGAAAGCUGCCCACAAAUGUCUAGUGACCUUGGGGUUGUGAAAUUGCCUGUAGUCAAAGAUCAGUUUGACACCAUGCGCCCAGCAACAGUGAUGUCUUCAUGCAAGGUUCAUAUGAUGUGGCGCACAGAAAAUAUAUUGGACAAAGUAAGAAACAUCCUACAGCAGAAAGGGUAUACAGAUAUUGAAUGCAUUGGUCAAGGUGGAUUCAGUAUUGUAUAUAAGGUGUUCCGCAGUCUUGAGGAGGGAACCUAUGCUGUGAAGUGCAUCCACCUUCCCCACAGUAAGAAGUGUGCUGAAAGUACCUUUCUAAAUGAGGUGAAGAUUCUUUCCAAGCUAAACCACAGGAACAUUGUGCACUACCAUGAUGCUUGGAUCGAAGAGAUGGAACAGCCGGUGACUGCUGAAUGGAUUGAUGAAGCUCAGUCAGGUCCUUGUGACAGCUCAUAUGACUCCAUCCUGGCUACAGCUCCCCCACCCUGUAGCAACUCUGUAGAGUGGACAGUCAGCAGCGCAACUGAUUACACAGGCGAUGUAGAUGAUCAAGCUUCUGUGUCUCCAGUUACAAAGCGCAAAUGUCCAGUGGGUGUUGCGAAGAGUUCGGAGAUGGGAAGCACUGUGUCUGAACACUUCAGUGAAGUUCACGCAUCUGCGAAUGCUGUAAAGCACCCUGACGACAAACAUUUGAAGAAGCUUAGGUUUCUUUUUAUUAAGAUGGAUUUUUGCAAGACGACUCUUGAGAAGUGGAUAGAAAACCAUGGUCACGCAGGCAACAAUUUCAAAAGCUGUUUGAAGAUCAUCAAGGAGAUGCUUCAAGGCUUGAGAUACAUCCAUAGUCAGGGAGUUAUACAUCGAGAUUUGAAGCCUGGAAACAUAUUUAUUGACCAAGAUGGAAGUGUGAAAAUCGGAGAUUUUGGUUUGUCUAGAUUCUGUACAUCUCAGGGAUGUGCAGAGCACAAAGCUUUCACCUAUACAAACAAAACAGAUCAACAAAUGGAUCUCAAUACAGACAGUGGGAACCUCACAGCAAACAUUGGGACUUACGGAUACCUGGCUCCAGAAGUUAAAACAACCCGUCACAAGGCCACAUACGACUCUAAGGCUGAUAUGUACAGCUUUGGAAUGGUAAUACUGGACAUGCUGUUUCAGUGUACAGCACAGGAACGUCAGAAGUGGAGAGAUUGGAUCAGACAAUGUCAUUCACAGAACUACUCACAUGAACUUAAUGUUGACAAAGCGAAGACCUUACUUCUGCAUCCAGAAUUCUUGAGCUUGUUACAGAUAUGCUUCGAAUUGCUGCAGGAUGAUCCCCAGAAGAGGCCUGGUGCCGAGGAGAUCCUUCACAGCAAGGAUAUGGGCCUGCUGCCUGAGGAGAGAAGGAGACUGGAAGAAAUAUUGAAUCAAACCCUUUCAUCACCCGAUAAAGACACGCACAGAGAAACCGUCAAGUUGAUUUUUGAACGGAUUGUUGGAAAAGUUUCCAAGGAUCAAGCAUCUGCCUACUAUCAUGCACUUAGUGAGAUCAUGGACCUGACCUUUACCAUUUCAUCGUCCAGGUCAUGGCAAAAUGUUGAAAGAAAACUUAGACAGAUAUUUCAGAGGCAUGGUGCUGUACUUCUGGAUAUUCCCGAAAUUAUCCCGUUCAGCGUGGGAACCUCCUGCCGCUGUGAUAUCACAACAAUGCUAAGUAGUGAUGGGUACAUUUAUGAAAUGACCCUGGAUCAUAAGGUGCCUUUUGUGCGUUUUGUCCACAAAACCAGGAUAAAUGAAAUGAAAAGAUACUGCAUGAAGAAAAGAUUCCUUCCAAAUGGGCUCCCUUAUCAAAUACAUUGUGCAUUUGACAUCGUCAGUCUUGAACAGGAUUCCAUCUUCUCAGUUGCAGAAUUGAUUGAAGUUGUGUCAGAGAUUGUGAAGAUAUAUCCUUCAGCUGGGAAACAAUACAAGAACCUGAUUAUUGGUCACACACUAUUAGAAGAAACUCUCUUCAUGAAUGGAUGUCCAGAAUGUGGCUCACAGGAUCACUGUGUAAAGUCUUGCUCUGUUGGGUUAUCGUUCGAUGCCGUAUCCCAGCAACUGGAAAGAUUCUUGCAGCUGAACCCACACUUAGACGAGAGUAUCAAGCAGUGCUGGGAAUCAUUGACAACUUUACGGAAACUCUUUUCGGGUUCUGCUUUCACUGUACAGGUUGGAAGCUUGCGUGGUACAGCAGAAGUAAACUUGAAUCAUUACGAAGGAAUGCUGUUUGCUUUAUACAAUACAUCCGGAACUGACUUUCUGGUAUUCGGAGGGCAGUAUACGAAAUUAAUGCGAAGUUUUGAUGUCUCCUUUGGCAAGUUGCCUGAUUUGUCUGCUGCUGGCCUAAACAUUGACCUUCAGAAACUCGUAGAAGUAGAGAGAAAGACAAAGAAACCUGGAAAGAUGAUGGAUAAAAUCUGUAUUCACUACACUCCUGACACCAGUGUGGAAGUCUGUUUUAAGUUGGCACGCAAGUUUUGGGCAGCAGGGAUAUGCAUCAGAUUGAUGACCAAACUUCCCGAGAAAAAACUUGCAGCUGAGAGUCUCGAAGAGGGAAGGAUAUUUGUUCUCCAGCCAAAGGGUGAAACAGAUUUAAAGGUUUUGCUGUAUGACAGAGGAAACAUCUCACCCAUAAAUAGCAUUGAGAAGUUUUUAGAAUGUGUGCAGAAGACCACAAAGCUGACUCGGUCAAGCAGGUGCUCGCCAAAGAGAUGGGUUCCUUCCAAGAGGCGACUGAAAAUACUGAGGCAGCAGUGUGUUCAGAGAAAGUAUUGAAAAUUGCACUGAUCGCCAUGCAACUGUGCACAUUAUCUGAAAAUUGAUUAUUUUUGCAAUUUUUUUGGUCUUGCUUACUUCGUACCGGCACGGAUUGAAUCAAAGAAGCCUUACGUUGUGGAAACGGGCCAUUCAGGCCAUCGAGUCCACAUCGACCCUCUGAAGAGCAUCCCAAGCAGACCCAGCCCCCUCCCCUAACCCUGAGACCCCGCAUUUCCUAUGAAGAAUCCACUUAACCAGCACAGUCCUGAACCCUAUGGACAAUUUAGCAUGGCCAAUCCACCGAACCUGCACGUCUUUGGACUGUGGGAGGGAACUGGAGCACCCAGAGGAAAUCCAUGCAGAGAUUGCGAGAAUGUGCUGUGCAAACUUUGUGUUCCUUUUACUGGCUGUAACAAUUUCUGUUUUUAUAUAAAAGACGUGGGUGUUUUCUGAGUGUGGAUCCCAAUUAAGUCAUAAAGCAGAAAGUUUUGUGAGCUUAAAAUAAGGAAUUCUGACACACUUCCCCUGAACAUAAGAUCACCCACUUGAUUGAUCAAUCCUAUUGUAGAUAGAUUUGUACAAAGGUAAAUGUAAUGCACUUCUCCCCUCUUCCAUGAAGCAAGUGUGGUGCAUUGAGUGAAAGUUGACAUGAAGAUAUUGUACAGCACUGGGUUCCCAGCAUGCUUUGCGGUUAAUUGUCGUCAGUUUUCGAGGAGAUUGCUGCUCAGUUGAACCUAAAGGUGAAGCAGGUUGGGGUAGCCCCUUUGUCUCACGGGAUCUCGUGCUUUCAAGACGUUUCUUUAUGGCUUACGGCUAAUUCGUGGCUUGGCUCCCUGACAGUUGAACUGCCUUUGGGUGAUUUUUAAAGUUAGCAACAAACAGUACCUUCACCACAUGACUUCUGAUAAGUUCAGUAAGUUCCUCUUGCAGAUCAGGAGAUGCGUUGUGUUGGUGCCAACAUCCUGUGUUGUGGUUUGCACUUCUAGUGUUUGAGACACUCAGUUUCUGAGCUUUUGAAAGACCCAUUCAGUCCAUUGUUAGCACCCCACCAAGGAAAGGACAUGGAUCAAUGACAGUGUGGCAUAUUCCUAUCUUUUUUCCCCUUUUGAGACAGGGGAGUGGCUUCAAUCUACAGUGACCUUUGAACGACCAUCUUUUAAGCUAAAAUGUAAAUUUAUUCUACAUACUGGCGUAUGUACAGGAAGAAAUUAAUUAUGAUUUUAACAUUAUAAAUAUUGUAGAUACUAGUCUUUUCUAUCACUUUUGGUUUGUAUAGUUUGUGUGUUAACAAUUUUGACUCUCCCUUUGAGAAAACAUUGCAUUGUGUCAUAGUGAUCUCUUAAACACAAACCUUACAUUUACCAUACUCAAUGCUGACCUGUCAAUAUAAUUCAAACAAUUGUGAAAUGUUACUUCCACAAUCAGAUCUGUCCUGCCAAGUACCAGAUACUAAUGUCACAGAGGAGACUUUUUUACAAUAUUGUGUUGCGUUUAUAAUGCUGUCAAUAUUCUAC